Messenger RNA from Anisakis simplex (herring worm), 456 nucleotides. The record is from the annotation of a GenBank genome assembly. NCBI's taxonomy places the organism in Eukaryota, Metazoa, Nematoda, Chromadorea, Rhabditida, Anisakidae.
AAAGAUAUGCAGUACAAAGAGCAAAUCAACGCACUCAUCACUGAACACGAAUCCAUUGUGAAUCAGUUGAAAAAAGAUUUUGAGAGGGUUUCAUCGGAAAGAGAUCAACUCAGCGAAAAGCUAGAGGCAUCGAUCAAAACGAACGCAAAGAAAUUAGCUGAAUUCGAGUCUCGUCUUAAAGAUGUCAGCGGGGAACUGAAUAAUGAACGCAAACAGUCGCAGAACACUAUUAUGAAGCAAGGAGAAGAAUUGAGUAAAUUGCGAUGCGAACAAGAGACGAGUAAGAAGACGGUUGAUGCACUGAAUGCGAAACUGAAAGAGAAGGAGAACGCUCUAUCGGAGCUGAUGAAGGAGCAGUGGAUCGACAACGAUCAGAUCACAACCUUAAAUGAACAGUUGACUCACUUGCAGAACACGUUCGUUUUUAGAGCAAUUCUUUUCGUAGAGACAAGUUGA